Molecule: messenger RNA, 3642 nt
Organism: Coprinopsis cinerea okayama7#130
Lineage: Eukaryota; Fungi; Basidiomycota; Agaricomycetes; Agaricales; Psathyrellaceae
Product: pre-mRNA-splicing factor RSE1
Exons: 11
Coding region: 1-3642 (1213 amino acids)
Biological process (GO): mRNA splicing, via spliceosome
Cellular component (GO): U2 snRNP; nucleus
Molecular function (GO): protein binding; U2 snRNA binding
Source: RefSeq, a predicted model, not a curated record
AUGCAUUUGUACAACUUGACGCUCCAACCGCCGACGGCCAACAUCCAGGCAAUCGUUGGCAAUUUCUCCGGCGUUCGACAACAAGAAAUUAUCGUUUCGCAUGGGACUCGUCUGGAGCUUCUUCGACCCGACCCCCAGACUGGCAAAGUCUCGACGGUGAUCUCGACGGAUGCGUUUGGGUCGGUGCGGUCGUUGGCCGCGUUUCGGUUGACGGGUGGAACCAAGGAUUAUGCCAUCCUAGGGUCGGAUUCAGGACGUAUCGUUAUCCUGGACUAUGACCCAAAGACGACCAGCUUUGUCAAACUUCACCAAGAAACCUUUGGAAAGUCGGGAGCGAGGCGGAUAGUUCCUGGCCAGUACCUUGCGACGGACCCUAAAGGUCGUGCCGUUAUGAUUGGCGCUAUGGAGAAGGCCAAGCUGGUUUAUAUUCUUAACCGUGACGCCGCUGCCAACCUCACGAUUUCGUCCCCACUCGAGGCGCACAAGAAUUCAGCGAUCAUUCACCAUAUUGUCGGCGUCGACGUUGGAUUCGAAAACCCUUUGUUCGCGGCGUUGGAGGUGGACUAUUCAGAGUCGGACCAAGAUCCAACUGGAGAGGCGUUUAACAACGCAGAGAAGAUGCUCACAUAUUACGAGCUCGAUCUCGGUCUGAACCACGUUGUUCGAAAAUGGAGCGAACCUACCGACCCACGAGCAAACCUUCUCGUCCAGGUCCCGGGAGGUCAACUGGCCUCAUCCGACCGAUACGACGGCCCUUCAGGUGUUCUCGUUUGUUGUGAGGACCACAUCAUUUAUCGACAUAUGGACGCGCCCCAGCAUCGCGUGCCCAUCCCCCGCCGACGACACCCACUAGAGGAUCCCGAGCGCGGUGUUAUCAUCACGGCCGCAGUCAUGCACAAAAUGAAAGGCGCUUUCUUCUUCCUUCUCCAGAACGAGGAUGGCGACCUCUUCAAGGUUACGAUUGAACACGAAGAGGAAGAUGUGAAGGCUUUGAAGAUCAAGUACUUCGAUACUGUCCCAGUGGCUUCCAGUCUUUGCAUCCUCAAAUCCGGUUUCCUUUUCGUCGCAAGCGAGUUCGGCAACCACCACCUCUAUCAAUUCCAGAAAUUGGGUGAUGACGAUGACGAACCAGAAGUCACAUCCACUUCAUACCCCUCCUUUGGUAUGGCUGAUCCUACAGCCGCCCUUCCUCGCGCCUACUUCAAACCUCGUCCCCUUGACAAUCUCGCCCUCGCCGAUGAACUCGAAUCACUGGACCCCAUUCUCGAUUCCAAGGUUCUGAACCUCCUCCCUAAUUCUGAUGCACCUCAAAUCUUUGCCGCCUGCGGUCGCGGCGCACGCAGUACCCUGCGCACACUCCGCCAUGGCCUGGAAGUCGAGGAGUCUGUUAGUUCCGAGCUCCCUGGUAUUCCAAACGCUGUUUGGACAACCAAGAAGACUGAAGAAGACCCUUACGACUCCUAUAUCAUCCUAUCCUUCGUCAACGGUACCCUUGUCUUGUCCAUAGGAGAAACGAUCGAAGAAGUCCAAGACACCGGUUUCCUGUCCUCCUCGCCCACCAUCGCGGUUCAACAAAUCGGCGCCGACGCUCUCCUCCAAGUCCACCCGCACGGUAUUCGACACGUCCUAGCCGACCGACGAGUCAACGAAUGGCGCGUUCCCCAAGGCAAGACGAUCGUCACCGCCACCACCAACAAGCGACAGGUGGUUGUUGCCCUCAGUUCUGCGGAGUUAGUAUACUUUGAAUUGGACUUGGAUGGCCAGCUUAACGAGUACCAAGAUCGAAAGGCCAUGGGCAGCACGGUGCUUGCUCUGAGCAUUGGCGAGGUUCCCGAAGGUCGACAGCGGACACCAUAUCUCGCUGUUGGUUGCGAAGACCAAACUGUGCGAAUCAUCUCUUUGGACCCUGAAACGACGCUUGAAACACUCAGUUUGCAAGCGUUGACUGCACCACCUUCUUCGAUCUGCAUCGCCGAUAUGCUCGAUGCUAGUAUCAACAAGUCACAGCCCACGAUGUUUGUGAACAUUGGUCUGCAGAAUGGUGUUCUUUUGCGUACUGUGUUGGAUCCUAUCAACGGCCAACUAACGGACACGCGAACUCGAUUCCUCGGUACACGCCCGAUCAAGCUCAUUCGAGUGCCCGUCCACAAGAACCCCGCCAUCCUAGCUCUCUCAUCUCGUUCGUGGAUCAACUACACGCACCAGAACAUGAUGCACUUCACCCCUUUGAUUUAUGACAACCUUGAUUAUGCGUGGAGUUUCUCGGCUGAGUUGAGUCCGGAGGGAUUGAUUGGAAUUGCUGGGAAUGUUCUUCGGAUAUUCACGAUUCCUAAGUUGGGCUCGAAGUUGAAGCAGGAUACUUUGCCGUUGUCGUAUACCCCUCGCAAACUGAUCACCCAUCCCGAGAACAACUACUUCUACUUGAUCGAGAGUGAUCAUAGGGUGUAUAGUGAAGAGGCUACGAAGGCGAAGCUGGAUGAGCUGCAAAAGAAAGGCAAGAAGAUUGAUGAAGAAAUCAUCAGCCUUCCACCUUCCGAGUUCGGGCGACCAAAAGCACCUGCUGGUACUUGGGCUUCCAACAUCCGCAUCAUCGACCCCGUGGAGAACAAGACUGUCGCGGUCUUCCCCCUCGAUAACAACGAAGCUGCGUUCUCCAUUGCGAUUGUACCCUUUUCGGCACGGAAUGGGGAACUCCAUCUGGUGGUUGGGACGGCGAAGGACACGACUGUGUCGCCUAGGACGUGUGAGAGUGGGUUCUUGAGAACGUACAAGUUUACGGAAAAUGGAACUGGUUUGGAGUUGCUGCACAAGACCGAGACGGACGAUGUUCCCAUGGCGUUGCUGGCUUUCCAGGGCCGUUUGGCUGCUGGUGUUGGCAAGGCUUUGAGGAUUUAUGAUAUUGGAAAGAAGAAGCUGCUUCGAAAGGUGGAGAACAAAUCGUUUACGACAGCAAUUGUGACGUUGACUACUCAAGGUUCAAGAAUCCUCGUCGGUGACAUGCAAGAAUCCGUACAAUAUGUGGUCUACAAGCAACCCGAAAACCGACUGCUGACCUUUGCUGAUGACACCCAACCACGGUGGGUCACCGCGAUUACCAUGGUCGACUACAACACCAUCGUCGCCGGCGACAGGUUCGGCAACAUCUUCGUGAACCGUCUCGACUCCAAGGUGUCCGACCAAGUUGACGAGGAUCCUACUGGUGCCGGUAUCCUCCACGAGAAACCCAUCCUCAUGGGUGCGCCGCACAAGACGAAGAUGAUUGCGCAUUUCCAUGUGGGGGAUAUCAUUACUUCGUUGCACAAGGUGUCGCUGGUGGCUGGUGGACGGGAAGUGAUCGUCUAUACCGGUCUGCACGGGACGAUCGGUAUUCUCAUGCCGUUCAUCUCGAAAGAGGACGUGGACUUUAUUUCUACCCUCGAGCAGCACAUGCGGACUGAGCAGCCUAGUCUAGUUGGACGCGACCAACUUGCUUAUAGGGGCUACUACGUCCCUGUUAAAGCGGUUGUUGAUGGGGAUUUGUGCGAGACUUAUGCACAUCUUCCUGCUUCCAAGCAGAGCUCUAUUGCGAACGAGUUGGACCGGACGGUUGGAGAGGUCCUUAAAAAGCUGGAGCAGAUGCGUGUUACGUCGAGUGGUUUCUAG